Hippocampus comes (tiger tail seahorse) is the source of this 1778-nucleotide messenger RNA. RefSeq names its product peripherin 2-like a (gene prph2la). The transcript has 3 exons. Gene Ontology annotation, cellular component: plasma membrane. NCBI's taxonomy places the organism in Eukaryota, Metazoa, Chordata, Actinopteri, Syngnathiformes, Syngnathidae. The coding region runs from base 610 to 1710 and encodes 366 amino acids. The record is from RefSeq and is a predicted model, not a curated record. Gene Ontology annotation, biological process: visual perception.
ACACACACACACACACCAGUCACUACUUUCCCCAGAAGAGCUAGGACAGUUAAAUUUGCACAGGUAGCAGAAGGUCGAUGCAAAUCCCUGUCAGGAGCAGGGUUGAAUAAUGAUUAAAGGGGAUUAGGAGGAGGGUCAUUGCUUGGCUAGUAGUGCUUGUGGCUGCCUUUAUACAACCUGUCUGUCUACUACUACUAUCAUUGUGCUACCAUACUCCUUGCUUUAUUUGAGCAUGCCUUGAAGACAAGAACAAAAAGAUGAGUUGGAAAACUUACUUGAGCCUUUCUGUUAAUCGCUAAGCAGUUAAGGUAAGUGGACGGGACAAGGGACAGCUUAUCACCCAAUGAUUUUUAUUGAACAUUUUAUUGACAUUGUAAGGUGCUUUUUCAUUCCGGAAGUAUAAAGACGUCUUUGAUAUUUGGUCAUGUUUGUUGUCAGAGCAUGUAAAAUAGUGUGUAAUACACAAAAUCAACAGCGUCAACACAAACAGGCUAAGCUGCUUAUGAAAGGACCCCUGGCACUUUCUACAUCUUCUCACCAAAUCGACAGCUCCUGUUCUUGAAUUACUAUCUUCAUCCAUCCACAGGAAAAAAACAGGCGAUAUAAGCAAUGGCCGUUUUGAAAGUGACCUUUACCAAGACCAAGAGGGACAAACUAGCUCAGGCGCUUUGGAUCCUAAAUUGGAUCUCCGUGGGGACGGGCGUGAUCCUUUUCAGCCUGGGCCUCUUCCUGAAAGUGGAGCUCAACAAGCGGUGGGAGCUGAUGGCCGACACGGACAUUCAGUAUGUUCCCAACAUGCUCAUAUCCGUCGGCCUCAUUGCCUGUGCCAUUAACUUCCUGGGCGGGAAGAUCUGCUACGACUGCGUCGACACGGCCAAGUUCCUCCGCUGGAAGCUAAUCAUGUUGCCCUACAUUGUAUGCACCUUCUUCUUUACCUUCUGCGUGCUGGUGGGGGCUCUCAUGUGCUACACCAUGCACUGGGAGCUGGAUGAGUCCCUGCGAGAAGGCCUAAGCAAGGCCAUGAAGUACUACAAGGAUACGGACACACCGGGAAGAUGCUUCUUGAAGCGUGCCGUGGACAUGCUUCAGAUAGAGUUCCAGUGCUGCGGCAACAAGGGUUAUAAAGACUGGUUCCGAAUCCAGUGGAUCAGCAACCGAUACCUGGACAUGUCUCACAGAGAAGUGGUUGAUCGCCUGAGGAGCAACGUGGAAGGCAAGUACCUGAUGGACGGCGUCCCCUUCAGCUGUUGCAAUGUCAACGCCCCGCGGCCAUGCAUCCAGCAUCAAAUUAGCAACAACUCCGCCCACUUCAACUAUGACCACCACACGGAGCAGCUCAACCUGUGGCCCAAUGGGUGUCACCAGGUUCUCUUGGACUACUACUGCGGCAUCGUACACUCCAUCGGCCUCACGGUUCUCAUCACGUGGCUCUUUGAGCUGUCGGUGUUGACGGGCGUGCGUUACCUCCAGACAUCCUUGGAGAACAUGCUGAGACUUGGAGACCCCGACUGCGAAUCUGACGGCUGGUUGCUGGAGAACAGCUUCAUAGAAACGGCUCGAAUCAACCUGAACAUCAUCAAAACCCUCAGCAAAAACAACCACGUGGACACCGCCAACAACGGGGACCCCAACAUCAACGUACCUUCCACUUCCAAAGCUCGCUACGGGCCAGACAAUGUGCCUCCCCAGCAAAUAUCUGCAGCCAGCUGACCAGGAAUAGUUAAAUAGUCUGGCCUGUGGAAAAUACCAAUGUGGAAAAUAGUAAUUUGUUCAAUCAA